Choloepus didactylus (southern two-toed sloth) is the source of this 4149-nucleotide messenger RNA. RefSeq names its product potassium voltage-gated channel modifier subfamily G member 3 (gene KCNG3). Lineage: Eukaryota; Metazoa; Chordata; Mammalia; Pilosa; Megalonychidae. The coding region runs from base 111 to 1421 and encodes 436 amino acids. Gene Ontology annotation, biological process: protein homooligomerization; potassium ion transmembrane transport. Gene Ontology annotation, molecular function: protein binding; delayed rectifier potassium channel activity. The record is from RefSeq and is a predicted model, not a curated record. The transcript has 2 exons. Gene Ontology annotation, cellular component: membrane; voltage-gated potassium channel complex.
GUGGGCCCCGACGGCACGUUUCCCAGUCAGCGAACAGCAGGCAGGCCCCGCGCGGCGGCCGGGGGGCAGCGGCGGCGCCCUGGGGCCAAGGGGCCCCACAGUGGCCAACCAUGACCUUCGGGCGCAGCGGGACGACCUCCGUGGUGCUGAACGUGGGCGGCGCCCGGUACUCGCUGUCCAGAGAGCUGCUGAAGGACUUCCCGCUGCGCCGGGUGAGCCGGCUGCACGGCUGCCGCUCCGAGCGCGACGUGCUCGAGGUGUGCGACGACUACGACCGCGAGCGCAACGAGUACUUCUUCGACCGGCACUCGGAGGCCUUCGGCUUCAUCCUCCUCUACGUGCGCGGCCACGGCAAGCUGCGCUUCGCGCCGCGGAUGUGCGAGCUCUCCUUCUACAACGAGAUGAUCUACUGGGGCCUGGAGGGCGCGCACCUCGAGUACUGCUGCCAGCGCCGCCUCGACGACCGCAUGUCCGACACCUACACCUUCUACUCGGCCGACGAGCCGGGCGUGCUGGGCCGCGACGAGGCGCGGCCGGGGGGCUCCGAGGUAGCCCCCUCCAAGCGCUGGCUGGAGCGCAUGCGGCGGACCUUCGAGGAGCCUACGUCGUCGCUGGCCGCGCAGAUCCUGGCCAGCGUGUCGGUGGUGUUCGUGAUCGUGUCCAUGGUGGUGCUGUGCGCCAGCACGCUGCCCGACUGGCGCGCUGCGGCCGCAGACAACCGCAGCCUGGAUGACCGGAGCAGGUACUCCGCCGGCCCUGGGAGGGAGCCUUCCGGGAUAAUUGAAGCUAUCUGCAUAGGUUGGUUCACUGCAGAGUGCAUCGUGAGGUUCAUCAUCUCCAAAAACAAGUGUGAGUUUGUCAAGAGACCCCUGAACAUCAUUGAUUUACUGGCAAUUACUCCGUAUUACAUCUCCGUGUUAAUGACAGUAUUUACGGGCGAGAACUCUCAACUGCAGAGGGCUGGAGUCACCUUGAGGGUUCUUAGGAUGAUGAGGAUUUUUUGGGUGAUUAAGCUUGCCCGUCACUUCAUUGGUCUUCAGACACUCGGUUUGACUCUCAAACGAUGCUACCGAGAGAUGGUUAUGUUACUUGUUUUCAUUUGUGUUGCCAUGGCAAUCUUUAGUGCACUUUCUCAGCUUCUUGAACAUGGGUUGGACCUGGAAACAUCCAACAAGGACUUCGCCAGCAUCCCCGCUGCCUGCUGGUGGGUGAUUAUUUCUAUGACUACAGUUGGCUAUGGAGAUAUGUAUCCUAUCACAGUGCCUGGGAGAAUUCUUGGAGGAGUUUGUGUUGUCAGUGGAAUUGUACUGUUGGCAUUACCUAUCACUUUUAUCUACCAUAGCUUUGUGCAGUGUUAUCAUGAGCUCAAGUUUAGAUCAGCUAGAUAUAGUAGGAGCCUCUCUGCUGAGUUCCUAAAUUAAUGCAUUGCGAAUCAGUUUUUGCAUACACUUUGUUUGAUAGAAAGAGUUGACGCUAUUUCAUAUUCAUGCGUUUCUUGCUGGGUGAGCACUGCGGUAAUACUGUCAUCAUCUUGGUAGGGAAAAAAUUAUCCUUCCCAGCUCAAAGAAUAAAACAAUCUCUUUAUUAUGGAGUGAAUAGGAUUGAGACGGCAAAGGAAAGGUAAUGGCUCCUAGAAUAAAUUUUAGGACCUUGUUUUAUCUACACUUGUCUCGUUGUCUUGAACAAUUACACUUUUAUUUUCCUCACCCAUUAUUUGAACAUUUUAAAACUGAAGGGAACCAUUUUAUGAAUGUUUUUCCAUCUUAUGAAUUCACAAGGAACUUGGAACUUCUAGUGUUAUUUUUCUUUUUUGGUUGGAGAGUAACAUUUUCAUUUCUAAAUGUUUUAUAAUUUCUCAUAUCAAUGUCAGAAGUAUCCCGGAAACAUAUGCCUCACGCAGGAACUGUUUAACAACUACUUUUAAAAAUUGGCCACAUUUUAAACUCUAUGUUGGCACUACAUACAAGCAAGAAUAAUAUUUUAAACUUCUCCAGCAUACUUUUCAAUUCUCUGAUUUAUUUUUGUUCCUAAUAUUCACCUUUAUGGAAGCUUGAGUGUGUUAGACCUUUCCCAGUUUGGAUUUCUUCUGUAUUUUAAGUGAAAUGACUCAAAAAGUGUUUAAGAAUGAAGAGAGCUCCUACUGUUUAGCACUUUAUUGAAUAAUAUCUGAAAGUAACAAUUGUCCUAACAUUUAGAUGUCCAAACAAGAAUGUUUCCAACAUAAAAAUGAUAGUUUGAUGCUGCUCAGUAUUUAAACCCGUAUUUAUGGUUUCUUCUCUUAAUUUCUUUUUUCUCAAACACUGUGGGUUUAAUAAGACUUACCAGAUGAAAGGAUGUUUAUGUAACCUUUUUACACCGAGGUUGUACUUUGUAUGUUGUCACUGGAUUAUCAUAUAAAGAGAAAUUGAUUAUUUCUGUACUCUUGUUUGCUGCAUAGCCAAAGCCAAUUUUAAGUCAGCUAAAAGCAAUGAAUACAUAAUUUUUUUUAUCUGUGCUUCAUCAUUAUGAAUCACAGCUACACCAAAACUGCUGUAUAAUAUGCCCCAAUAAUCUGCUAGACUAUUAGGACUAAAUAAAGAAAAACUGAUAAUUGUUCAGUGCUAAAUUUUAGUACUAUAAAUGAGAAUUUUGCUUUUUUCAACCAGUUGCCAAAAAGAAAUCUGUGUAUGAACACACAAAAAUUAAAGUAAUAGAUUCAUGAAUAAUUUAAUAUUGUAUACUGUAAACUAUAAAAUUAAAAAUGUAAAGAUAUAGUUUACUUACGGGAAGGAGGGGACGAGAAGUGGGUGGGUGGGUGGGGGGUCAGUAUAUAUUUAUCAAAGAAAGAACCAGAAGUGUUCAUUAAAGGAAUAUUAGCCAUCACCUAGUUCAAACGCUGGCUGCUAUACGACAAAGGGAAAAAGAAAAAAAAAAAAAACAAAAAAAACACACAAAAAAACAGGGCAAGAGAGGAUAUGAUUGUGAAAGAAUUGGGCUAAAACCUGGAUUUCUAGAAACCUAGUCCAGUAGCUUCUCCCUAACACACCUCUGUGUUUUGAGAAAAGCCCUGAGAAGUCACGUUUCUUUAUCAUUGCCAUUGUUGAGAUAAUAGCAAAACUGUUUCCUUGUCUCUAAUGUCCUUUCCUAAGUCUGUGUGAUAUUUUGGCCAUUAACGAUCUCACCCCACCUUCCCUACUACUGGUAUGCUACUUUUUUACAUGCUCAAAUUCUGUUAUUUAUUCUUUAUUUAUUGUAUUUUAAUAUAAUGGAAAUAAAUGGCAUGGAUUUAUUUUCCCUUUACUUGGAUUAAGGCUUUGUGAUUCAUGCAAAUAACAUGCAGAUGAUGGCAUACCCAUAUAACUAAUAAAAAAUAUGGUAACCUUUGAUUUUACUGGUGCUGGGAGCUCUUCAUAUGAAUAUGUCACAUCUCUCCAAGUAAAAAUGAUAGCUAUCUGGAGGACUGAGACCCUCUCUGUUGCACAUAUUUUCACAUCCCCACUGUGCGUAGCACAGAGGUGUGCCCAAACUAGUGACUGGUUUUGGGGGAGAACUUCUGUAUGAAGAGGCAAGGAGAAGCCUACACCCAUCUGUAGGUGGGUAUAGCCAUGCAUGUGAAUUCACACACAGACUUUGAGGCUGUCCUUAAAUAGGAAGUGAGAAAUCUCUGUUGGUGAUGCUGGACUUUUCAUAACUCAGGACCAGUUUUCAUAAAGGAGCACAUUGGGCAGAUGUUGAUGGUAGUUCAGCUACUCCUUUACUGUGAGACAUGAUCGAGGCGUUCAUUCAUGAGUUUAAGAAAAUAUAUCAAAAUUCUCCCCUCUUUGGAUGUUUUAGUUUUUUAGGAGCGGGGCAUUUUGUUGUAACUUUCCCUGAAUGUUGCUGCCUUUUAAAAGAAAUUAUUAAGUAGCCCUUCUUUCUCACUUGAACUUUUAGAUAUUUUUCACGACUCAGCUUUCAUGACAAAAAUACUUUCGUUAGGAUCCACAUUAGUACCAGUAAAUCAGAUAUCAUCCUAAAUUAGAAUGCCUGAAUAGCAACGAGGAGGCCAGAAUUUUUGUUCUGAUUUUCCUGCGCCUGAGCUUAUGUGAUUUGCUCUUAUAUGUAAUUUAUUUUGCAUCCUCUUAACUAGGACUUUACAGUAUUAGAGAAACAAAAUUAGGGAAUAUAUGU